Sclerotinia borealis F-4128 is the source of this 414-nucleotide messenger RNA. Lineage: Eukaryota; Fungi; Ascomycota; Leotiomycetes; Helotiales; Sclerotiniaceae. The record is from the annotation of a GenBank genome assembly.
AUGGACUUCCAUCACCCCUCUUCAGAGUCAGAGUUGAGAAUUGUCACUAACAAUGAAGAAGAACUCGAAGAUAUGCCAGGCAUGACGGAGGCCAUAAUUGGUAUGAAUACCACAAACCAGGCAGCUUAUGUUAAAGAGCGUGCCGAAAUCCGAGCAAAGCAUGCUGAAGAGCUUGCUGCAAAGGAAGCAAAGCAUGCUGAAGAGAAGUUGUUUGUUAUCGUCAUUGCAGUUGCAGUUGUUGCAGUUGCAGUUGUUGCAGUUGCAGUUGUUGCAGUUGUAGUUUGUGUUUUUCUCACACGAACUAUCAAGGUGAAUCUUCUUCAAAACGAUCAGAAUGCAGCUAACUCUUACGUUUUCUUUUUUGAAAAAGCAGCUAUAAGCUUUCUGAGCUCCUUCAUAUUCAGCUACAAUUAG